AUGCGAGGGCUGCGCUCUGCGUGCCCGACAGCGCUCGUUCCCAUCAACCGCAGCCCCCAAUGCUUUGCACGGGCGCAGCAGCGGAGCGCCGAGCGCACGGCGGCCAAAGGCGCGGCUGCAUUUGUGCUGCACCGGCGAUGCAACGCGCGGCCCCGGCCGUGCCCCCCUCCCCGUGCGCAGAGCAGAGCCGCUGCUCCCCGGCACUGCCAGGCUCUGCCCUGCCCCGACCCGGCCGUGGAGCGCAGCCGCCUCACUGCAGGGAGCUCCGAGGAGGGGCUGCAGCACACAGCCGUCCCCCCGUCCCAGCUCUCACCGCCCCGCAUCUCUGCUGCCGCUAAGCCGAUCGCAGGAAGACUUUUCACGGCAGCGCUCGGCGCCCAAAGCUCCCCCCGGCUGCACUCGCCGGGUUCGGGUGGUGCAAACAGCGCACGGGUACCGGGCUGGGUCACUGCGAGGCGAUGCGGGGCAGCAGUCCGUGUCCUCAGCGGCACCGCAACGGGACCCGCACUGCCCCCCCGCGCCGCGCUGCCAUCCCCGGGCGCACAGCGCCCCCUGGCGGCCGACAGCGGUUCCGCGCUUGCGGCACUCCGCCCCGCGCCUGCAGGGAGCGCUGCGGGAGCGCCGCCCGCCGCUCUGAGCUCCGAGCCGCAGCCGCCGACCUCCAUUCGCCUUCUCACCCGGUUGGGGCCGCUGCUGCGCUCCCCAUCCCGGCCUGGGCCGGAAUCGCCGCUGCCCGUCAGCGUUUUGCCCCUGUCCGCCGCCGGCCGCUCGUGCCCAGCAGAGCCUUCCCGAAGCAUCGCCCCCACCGAACCCGGCAGCGGCCCACAGCCCGGAGCAACGCGCGGUGCAGAGCUGCGGGACCGCAGCCCUCACUCCAAAGCGAACCCCGCUCUCCCAGCGCAGCCCCGGGCGCAGGCGGACACGGGAACGGGCGCUGAGCUUUGAGCGGCUGCUGACAAACAGAAACUGUGAGUCACGGCUCUGCCCGCCGCCCUCGACGCCCUCACCGGGAAAACAGUGCCGCUCUGUGCCGGGCUCGGCACGGCCGCGUCCCCGGGCUCACCCCGGAGCGGCCCCGGGCGGUGAAUGGGCGCUGUGUGUGCGGGGAUGACUCAGAGCCGCCCGCACACCCCGCGGCACCGCCCGCCUUCCUCGUGCCCGACGCGGCGUAGAAAAGCACGGCGGGCGUCGUUGUUUAUAGGAGGCUUCGUCGCAUUCCGGCAGCUCGCACACAUCCCCACCUCCGCUGCUGGGAAAGCGCUGCUCCGCCCGGGAGCUGCGGGGCGGUGCGGGUUCCGCCUCUGGCUGUAGCGGAGCACUCGGAGAUGAGCGACGGACCCGCACAGCAGCACCAAAACCCGCAUCCCUCCCCGGCCCCGCAGUGCCGGACCCCGCCCGGCUCACAGCUCCAAAGGGCAGCUCGAGCAAUGUUAAAAAUAAAAUCCUUUAUUGAUCAUA
This is a messenger RNA of Gallus gallus (chicken), 1458 nucleotides long. RefSeq lists its product as uncharacterized. Bases 1 to 945 code for a protein of 314 amino acids. NCBI's taxonomy places the organism in Eukaryota, Metazoa, Chordata, Aves, Galliformes, Phasianidae. The record is from RefSeq and is a predicted model, not a curated record. The transcript has 3 exons.